UGCGCGCAGCGGCGGCGGCCCAUGGGAGGAGAGGAGGCCGGAAGAGGCCGGUCUGUAGCAGCGCCGCAGCACCAGCUCGGGGAGGAGGGUGUGAGCUGAGCGGCCUGCGUGCGUGUGUGAGUGACAAGCAGUGCGGGCCACGCCGCCGCCGCUGUCACCCGCUCAUCCUUCCUCCCGCACUCACCCGCCUCCGCCCGUCUCCAGUGCUCCAGGCCCCGCUUCCCGCCGCCGCGGUAGGAUGCUCUUGUUCGUGGAGGUGGCGUCUAAAGGAGCUGGUUUGAAUCCCAAUGCAAAAGUAUGGCAGGAAAUCCCACAAGGAAACACUGACGUUUCUCAGGCAGUCAAUGGCACAGAAGAGUCUUGGGAUGAGGCAGCUGCCACAACAGAAGCCCACAUAGAAGGCACUCUUGAAGGUCUGAGUGAGACUUGUAAACCGUUUGAAGUAAUGUAUUCCCCCUCGUGUGAAGUAAGCAGUGGAGAUAGUAUUCAUUUAGAGGAAGCAGCAGCAAAUGGAAUGGAAUUAUUAGUACAAGACAAACUUGGAUAUCAGAUGUUCGAGGUUUCAGGUGAUGGCACUUCAACCAUUCCACAAGCUGUUUCUGCAGAAGAACUUAAGGAUUGUUUGAAAAAGCAACUAGAAUUCUGCUUUUCAAGAGAGAACUUGUCAAAAGAUCUGUAUUUGAUGUCUCAAAUGGAUAGUGACCAGUUUAUACCUAUAUGGACAAUUGCAAACAUGGAAGGCAUAAAGAAACUCACCACUGAUCUGGAUCUUAUAGUUGAAGUUCUCCGCUCUACUCCUAUGGUUCAAGUUGAUGAGAAAGGAGAGAAAGUAAGACCAAAUCAUAAACGAUGUAUUAUCAUUCUGCGCGAAAUCCCAGAAACAACUCCUGUAGAGGAGGUGAAAGCACUUUUUGACAAUGAAAAUUGCCCCAAAGUAAUAAGCUGUGAGUUUGCUCACAAUAACAACUGGUAUGUUACAUUCCAGUCUGACACUGAUGCACAACAGGCAUUCAAAUAUCUAAGGGAAGAAGUUAAAACAUUUCAGGACAAGCCAAUAAUGGCUAGGAUAAAAGCCAUCAACACAUUCUUUGCAAAGAAUGGAUAUAGAACGGUGGACUCUAGUGUGUACACUCAGCCCGUUCAGACCCAAGCACAGUUCCCCUCUCCUCUCUUUAUGCAGCCUGUAUAUAGUCCUCAUCAGCAGUAUUCAAUUUAUAACAUUGUGCCUCAAACAUGGUCUCCAAACCCAGCACCUUACUUUGAAACACCACUGGCUCCAUUUCCUAAUGGAGGGUUUGUCAAUGGUUUUAAUUCUUCAGGAUCUUAUAAAACAAGUGCUGCUUCUUUAAGUAUAGGUCGACCUUUCAAUAGAAACCGUGUGAAGCCUCAAUUUCGAUCAUCUACCAACUCCUCAGAACGGGCUACUGAUGGCAGCACCACAACUCCAAUACCGUUAGCAGAUAUACAUAUUAAUAGAGCAAAUUUACGACCUUUUCCCUCAGAACGGCACACCGCGUCUUUAACAGGGCAUCAGGAUAAUGCACAAUCUUUACACACAGAACAGAAUGGGAUGGAUGGAGCUGGUCGUGGCAGGAGGAAUGUCUUCAGAGGAAGACGAAGAAGAGAUGAUGAUCGCACUUCUCGACCAUUGUCUGCAAUGGAAGAAAUUGUGCAGACACCAAAGUUUGACUUGUUGGCAACUAAUUUCCCUCCCCUACCCGGAAGUAUAGCGAGCACACCCGGGGAGCCUGUGCUUGAAAGCAGGAUGUCUGAUGUUGUCAAAGGAAUUUGCAAAGAGAAAGAGAAUAAGGAAUUGCUUCCAAAUUUGACUAUACCUGCUCAGGAAGAACCCACAAAAACCACACUGCAGCAGCCUGUUGCGUGUGUCGCCCGCCAUACUACAGAAGACAUUACGCCGCCCCCACCUUUACCUAGCAGUCCUGUUAAUGAGAAGAAACCUACAGAAAUUUCUUGUCACAAAGAUGUAGCAAGUCAGACCUCGUCAGUGUUACCAUUGUGCAAUUCUACUUCCACAAAACCACUGAAACCUACCACCACUGCACCGAUGACAAGUAUGUCGCCUGCUCAAAAUAUACAGGAACCACGUAAAUUAAGUUACGCAGAAGUAUGUCAAAAACCUCCUAAGGAGCCAACUCCAGCCCCAGUCCAACCGCUUCGUGAGCUUCGUUCAAAUAUAGCGCCACCUGCCAAAAAUGAAGAAAGUUCUGUUCCAGAAAAGAGUUUUGAAAAGACUCAUGAGAAGGUUGAAGGAAAAGUAAAAGAUUCUCCUGGGCACCGCAGCAACGGAACUCCCCGAGGUGGUGGUGGUGCAGGAAAAAUCAGGGAACAGAGGCGCCAGUUUGGACGCAGAUCUUCACCUCAGGGAGCAUUGCGGCGCAAUGGCAAGGAGCAAUAUGUGCCACCAAGAUCACCAAAGUAAAAACUAUUUUGGAACUUUAACUUUCAAACUGGACUGAUUGCAACGACAGAUAAAGGACUUGGUUAAAAAUGGUCAUCGGUUUUGUUGAUCAAUUUGUAAAUAGUGGGCAUAAUGGAAAUUCAAAAUUCAUCUCAGAGAUAUGGUUUGAGGUGGUAAUGAGUUCCAGGUGUGAUUUAAAAAGCAUAUAAUCAGUAGGAUUUUUUUCUUUGUGGGUUGGGUCAGAAACCUGAGGGGGUUGUUUUCUUAAACAUUUUAAGUUGCAGAGGUUACCUGUUAUAUAUCAGUUUCAGGGUUGUGACAUAAACCUAGAACUCCCUCCAUCGAAGAGGGUAAGAGAAAAUAUUUUUGAAAAAUAGAUGUUAAAAAUGUAAAAAAAUAAUAAAAUAAAAAAAAUAGAACUUUAAAAAUUACUUUUUUUAAUCUAUUUAAGGCUUUGCUGGUAGUAUAUGUAUGCCAUUUUGGCCUUGAAGUGAAAAAUCAUGGAUGCAGUGUGGUCAAUGUGUUAAGUAACUGUGGCCAGUUGCUGUUAUUGUCACGCAUUAUAACACUGAAUGUACAGCUACUCUGUAAUGUCUAUUAGCUUGAAAUUUAGUUUGUCUUUUGACCUUACUAAAAUUUCUUUCAAAGCUUUUUAUCUAUCAAGUCAAUAUAUUUGAAAGAUAGCAAAAGGCUUAGCUAUAACAAAGGCAUGUGAUUCGGUAAUCAAGCUUUUUUUCUUUUUCUUUUUUCUUUCAUAUUUACUGUUUGUUUUUGUUUUUUUAUUCUCCCAAUUCAUGCAUGGCUUCAUGUUCAUAGCUGUGUUAAUCUGUAAAUGCAGGCUAUGUAUGUGUAUGUCGUCUUUACAAAAGGGCUAUGCGUAACUGACAUGACUUUAAAUGGCUCACAUUGAAAUGAUUGGUGAAAUUAUGCUUUAUCGGUGGCAUAUACUAUUGAAUAUUGAUGCAACUGUUUUUCCUCGGAUACCAGAUUUACAGCAGUUACACAAUUUAUCUUCAAUUUCAUUUAUUUUUUUAUUUUUUUUGUUAUACUUAAAAUAAAAUGACUAGCUAUAUGUGAAAGAAUAGUCUUUGGUAGAAGUCAUCACAGUUUAGUUUUACAGUAGGAUUAAAGUUUUUUUUCCUUCUUUAACAUGUUUUAAAGUUGUCCUAUUCCGUUUCCAUUUGUCUUUUCAGUAAUUAGUUUAUUUUAAGGACUUCCUAAAGACAUUGUUUUUUUUGUUUGUUUUUUCUUAAACUGGUUGCAUGUCAAUCGGUGUCAUUUUCUAAAACUCAGUCCUAUUUUAAUUGCACCAUUCACUGUUAAAUUUGUAUAGCAGGGUCAAUUGAAGCGAAGUCUUUAAGACUUGUAUAGUGAGCACUAUAAUUGUGCUAUAUUCUGAUAAUGUUGGGCCUAUUCUGUGUUCAUCUUUGGCACAGAUAUUCUACCGUUUUAUCUCUCGUGUUCUACUCUAUAGCUGAACAUGUGGAUAUAGUGCUUUUAACCAUACUUUUUGAAAAUAGGACUUGAGUAUUGUAUUUUUUUUCUUCCUCGUUCUAGAUGUAAAAUAAUUUAUAGUUGAUUGUGACUUGCAGAAAUACUACAAUGUAAGUUGAUAUGUGAAAUUGAAAGGAAGGUUUGUGUGUAUAUAGCAUUUUCUUUAGACUUAAUGCUCAUUUAUAGAAAUGCCUAUCACAUGUGAUAGGCUUAUUCUGUAUAAGCGCUACGUAAGGAUCUUCAUGUAUUUAUUUGAAUUUUCUGUGCUAGAUCUUUUGUUGCCUUUUGUAGAAUUUUUUUUUUUUUUUUUAUCAGGGGUUAUCAAAGUAUAGUUAAGGCUGUGAAAAUAUCUAGAUUGUGUAUAAACUACAAAUGCAGUAUGUUGCAUGAAAAGCACAAAGCCUUAUGUAGGCCGGCUGCUAACUCAAAUCAUAUUCUCCAUGUAUAUAUUUUCUCAGGCAAACUUCAGAUAUCAAAUUAUGCCGUUACUACAUCUGUUUUAGGUGUUCUGUAACUUAGAAAAGCGUUCCUUUUUAAUCAAUAUUUACAAAUGUCUGCUUCAGCUCCAAUUAGCUUUGUUCACAGUAAUCAUAAUCUGUUGAAUCUUUAAUUAGCAUGUUGCAAAAAAAGUAAUUUUGGGGUGUUGUCUUUUACGUUGUAGCGGUCUUUUGAAUAGGCCAUUCUUUUGUUUCAAAAAAUUAAAUGUGAUUCAUCUUUUCUGUAUUGUAUGAUCUUACCACUAUUAAUGCAUUUAACAUUACACUGCAAAAAAAAGUCAAAGCAUAUAAUCUACAUGAAAAUUGCGUGGUCUAACAUUCCUGUUUGUACGGUCACAAGACGUGCUCUGCGUGAAGUGAAAAACAUUAAAUAUAUUUGUAGAAUAUGAUUUUAUCCUGUGACACAUCCACUUUGCUGUGUAAGGAUAUACAUCUAUAAACCCUCUCUGGAAGCUGGACUAGAAACAGAUAAUUGCUUAUGAUUUUAUAUGUUUUAUUUGCUAUAUGUUGGUGGUUUUUGUUUUUUAUUCUUGUUUUUCCCUUGCCUUUAACUCUGCAUCGUCCUUAAUACAGCUUAUUGAUAUAUAUUGAGUUGUUAGGGCUUCCUUUUACUAUGGUACCACAGAAUUGUCAGCUUACUGUUUAAAUAUGGGCUGUCAGGCCAUAAACAAAAUGCGUGUUCUGAAUCUGGAACAUGAUCUUUGUUUACCUAAAACUCUCCAAAUAGACUUUCAGGCACUUAUAUAUUUUUGAUUGUUUAAAACCUGUACUCUGAAAUCAUCUGUAACUGCAUUAUUUUACUUGGUAAUUCUACCCUGCCUUGGCGUUUUGUUAAAUAUAUAUUGGUCUUUUUAAGACAAUUUUUUUUUUUUUUUUUUUUUCACCCAGUUUUCCAGGUAAUCAUCUGAAUUCAAAAUCGUGAAAUAGGGUUCAUGCUUUAAAUGUAUACAUGUAUUUGUAAUCUAUUCUGGACAUUGCCAAGGUGCUAUAAAAUAUUUGAAAUAACAGAUGUAGAAGAAUAAAGCUGAUUCAAAGGGUAAA
Messenger RNA from Pseudophryne corroboree (corroboree frog), 5451 nucleotides. It is a transcript of the gene LARP4, whose product is annotated as La ribonucleoprotein 4. Lineage: Eukaryota; Metazoa; Chordata; Amphibia; Anura; Myobatrachidae. Gene Ontology annotation, biological process: positive regulation of translation. The transcript has 16 exons. Gene Ontology annotation, cellular component: cytoplasmic stress granule; cytosol. Bases 239 to 2440 code for a protein of 733 amino acids. The record is from RefSeq and is a predicted model, not a curated record. Gene Ontology annotation, molecular function: mRNA 3'-UTR binding.